AAACUAACUAACUAACUUUGUGAAUAGAGUGAACAUUUUUAAUUUAACGAGUCAAAAUGUCAUUUAACUCAAACUUUUCCAUUUGCUCCAUCCUUGGUGAAGAAACUGGAGCAGCAAAUGUAGAUAGGCCCAAAUAUUCAUAUGGUGCAUUAAUCAUGAUGGCGAUAAAGGCGAGUCCCAGUGGACGAUUGACGCUAGCAGAAAUAUACGAGUACAUAAAAAACCACUUCGCAUAUUAUAGGACAUGCAAAACAGAUUGGCAGAAUGCUAUUCGUAACAACUUGAGUCUGAGUGAACAUUUCGUGAGACUCUCCCGUGAAUGCGAUGAUCCUGGACGAGGAGGUUACUGGACGUUGUCACCACAGCAUCAUCAAUUGUUCGUUGGAGAUGAUACAGGAAGACUGCGCCAACCUCCAGCUCCUCCAGCGCCUCCCAUGAACUACCAUUACGUACCCGUGCCUGGGAUUCAAGGUAUGGCACACCAAUACGGAGGUUGUGUUUUUCCUGGAUGUAAAUGCUAUGAAAUGAUGGUACUCUUCCUCCAAAUGCAUCAAAUGUAUUUCAAUAUGCAACAAUUCUAGCGGACUCAGAUGACAUUCAAUAUUAAAUGGUUCGAAUAUUUAUAUAUAAAAUAUGACUUAGCUAAGAAUAGAUAUAACUAGAACAAAACUAUUGGUAAGCUAAGGAUUGGAAAGGAUUGUAAAUCUGAAUAAGAUGAAAGAAUUAAAAAAUAUUUUACCAAAA
Molecule: messenger RNA, 744 nt
Organism: Hermetia illucens (black soldier fly)
Lineage: Eukaryota; Metazoa; Arthropoda; Insecta; Diptera; Stratiomyidae
Product: fork head domain transcription factor slp1-like
Exons: 1
Coding region: 57-581 (174 amino acids)
Biological process (GO): regulation of transcription by RNA polymerase II; anatomical structure morphogenesis; cell differentiation
Molecular function (GO): RNA polymerase II cis-regulatory region sequence-specific DNA binding; DNA-binding transcription factor activity, RNA polymerase II-specific
Source: RefSeq, a predicted model, not a curated record